Messenger RNA from Drosophila albomicans, 3349 nucleotides. It is a transcript of the gene Dok, whose product is annotated as probable serine/threonine-protein kinase ndrD. The transcript is spliced from 3 exons. The coding region runs from base 427 to 2547 and encodes 706 amino acids. Gene Ontology annotation, cellular component: cytoplasm. The record is from RefSeq and is a predicted model, not a curated record. Lineage: Eukaryota; Metazoa; Arthropoda; Insecta; Diptera; Drosophilidae. Gene Ontology annotation, biological process: positive regulation of MAPK cascade; cell surface receptor protein tyrosine kinase signaling pathway.
CAAGUCCUAAAUAAUUCAAAAUAAUAAAUUGUUUAAUAAUAAGUGCUUUUCUAAUAGUAUUAUUGCGUUGCACAAAGACUAUAAAAAACAUCGAUGUUUAUCAUUAAGAAAUCGAUGUUUUCAACAAGUGUAAAAACAUCGAUCGAUGCAUCGAUUCUGCGAUCGAUGUUUCUCCACCUCUAGUCAUUUGUAAAUAUGAAGUGUGAAGAAUCUCAUCAACUUGCGUAUGCCAGCAAAUAUAAAUUGUAUCAAAUAGAUAUAUGAAAAAGUGAUGAAAAGAUCGGAUUUGUGUUUUGUAUUGAAUUAGAAAAACUAAGUGAAUAAUCGGCACGGCGCAGCGGAACAAACAAAACAAAACACGGCGGGGCAGCAGGCAACAGGGGCGCAACAACAAACAAUAGCAGCGAAACGGGGCUCAACAACAGAAUGGAUGUUGAAAUACCUGUUUUGGCUGGAUAUCUUAAUGUUCCAACACAAACUGGAUUUUCGCUAAAUCGUAUCUCGAAAAAGAAAUCAUGCAGUCGAUAUUGCCUGCUAUUCAAGGCAAGUCGCCAUGGGAUCGCCCGCCUGGAAAUCUGCGAGAAUAAAGAUGAUAAGAAUCCAAAGAUCUUCACGCUGGAGAAUUGUGUGAAGAUCACGCAGGAGCCGCCGCCAGCGAAUCUCAUACAGAUUGUCAAACGCAAUGGACAAUUAACGCUCAACACGAACAGCGAUGAGGAGCUCAAGGAUUGGGUAACCGCCCUCCAAAUGGUCGCCUUCUGUGACAUUAGUGGCAUGCAUGCCGCCCACGGUGCCAUCGAGGAGGAUAACGAUCUAUACUGCAGCUCAUUUGAUGGAUUGUUUAUUAUUACGCUGAUACCGUCGGAGGCAUCGAUUAGGUGCAACAUCGAGCCACGCACCUACAUGCUGCAGAUGACGCCAACGGAGCUGCAACUGAAAUCGGAGGAUCUGAAUGUGACCAUUGCCAUGUGGCCGUAUCGCUUCAUACGCAAAUACGGCUAUCGCGAUGGCAAAUUCACGUUCGAGGCGGGCCGGAAGUGCACCACGGGCGAGGGCGUCUUUACGCUGGAUCACACCAAUCCGCAGGAGUUGUUUCGCUGCAUGUCCGCGAAGAUGAAGUCGAUGAAGAAGUUGAUCAGUGGCGACAGCCUCAGCAGCAUCGAAUGCAAUGAGAAUCAAUUUAGUGCGGCUGCUGGCAUGGAGCCCGGCUCACGCAGCCCGUUGCCGCCAUCGCCGUCGAGUAAUCCGCAUGGCGGUGAAUUCGAGAUCAAUUCGACACAAAGUUGCAUCUCGUUGCGGGGCUUCAUCAGCUCGAAUGAUUCGCUGAAUAACUUCUCAUCGAAUGGCAGCAUCAAUGUCAGUUUGUCGGUGCCAUCAACGCAAUCGUCGCAAUCGCAAUCACAGUCGCAAACGCAAUCGCAGCUGAAGCACAUUCCCAAUAAGCCGCCACGCAAGUUGCCAUCACCAUUGGACAAACUGACGACGACGACGGGGACAGCGAUUGGAACUGUUGUUGGAGGAGCUUCGGCAGCGGCGGCGGCUGCACUUCAAACUCAAUGUGAUAACAAUAAAUACAAGAAUCUUGUGAAAUAUGAACCCGUUGCCAUAACGACAUCGUCCGCCUCGGAUGCGAACAGCAAGAACAGCGGCGGCGGCUCGGCUGUGAUACUCAAGCCCAGCAGCCCGGCACCGGAGCUGUUGCAUCAUCACCAUCCGCCCGAUUUGCCGCUGCGCAACGAGAGCUGCGGCGGCGGCAAGCUGUUGACUGUGGAGCGCGACUACGAGUGCAUCGAGAACAUUACGGAUGCGUGGAAGACACGCGGCGUUGGCGAUGUCCGGCACUGUGAGCGCAUUCCAUCCGCCACGCUCAGCUGUGACACGGACUUUGUGCGUCAGCGUUCGCAAGGGAAGCGCAAGGAUGCUUCGAAUGGAGGCAAUAGCGGCACAUCAACACCCAAGAUCAUCGAUAUCGACAUUGGCGAGGGAUUGGGUGCGGGUUGUGGUGGUGGUGGUGGUGUGCUGGUCUCACCGGAUGCCAACUAUGAUCGAUUGGACUUUCUGUCGCCGAACAACAAAACGUCCAGUGGCUACAAGACAAUUGUGAAUCUCAAUUUGCCCGCGAAUCGAUUGCAUCGCUGCAGUCCGCCGCCUCCAAAUGAAUAUGAGCUGAUCGCUAGUCCCGAUACCGAGAGUUUUCGCAAGGCUGACGACAGUCAUUUGGGUUACGGAGUGCUGCGUAAAGCCAACAACAACACUGCCAACAGUAGCAAUAACAACAACAACAACAGCAGCAACACCAACAAUAAUAAUCUUAGUAGUAACAACAACAACAACAACAUCGCACUGCCUGCCAAUAACAUCUCAGCGGAUAUAUGCUUGGCGAGAGGCGUGGCCACGCCUCCGUCGACACCUCUAACAGCUACAACGCCAACAUCAACAUCAACAGGAGUCGCAACCACAACGAACAACAAGAACGAAGCAGCGCUCGAUCAUCGCAGUUACAACGGUCUCAACUACACCAUUGUCAGCAAGCCCAAGCGUGUCUAGAGACAGUGAGAGACAGACAGACAGAGAGAGAAAGAGAGAGAGAGAUAGAAGAGACAUAUAACUACUUAGUUAGACAGAGAGAGAAAAGGCGCAGCAUCAAUUAGAGCGAGAGCGAGAGCAAAGCGUACAAUUCGAAUACAAGCGAACAAUAGAAAGGAAGCAAGGAAGUGGUGCAAGUGCUCAAAAACACAUCCAGUGGAUCUCCCAAAAAUGCAAAAAAGAGCUCUUCUGAACCCAACAACCACCACAACAACGACAUGCCAUAAUUAAGCCCAGCAUUUACAGUAGAACAACACUAAACAUGUACUUAGAGAAACCAUCAAAUGCAAUUGAUUCUCGCUGCUUUUCCCCACAGCGGAAACGAAAUUGCGAGAGCUUAUUUCACUAUCACUUUAAGUUUACAACUGUUAUUUACCAUGCUCAAAUUGAAAGCUGAUUUUUCGAUUUGUGUCGAAAACAGUGUGUUUUAGCUAUAGCCACAAGUAUUCCCUAAGUAUUCAGCGUAAUGAACUAAGCCAUAACUUUGACUUGACAGCAAACAAAGUCUAUAAAGAACUAAAGUAUAGACUACAAUUUCGUCAGAUUCCACACUUAUGUUUAGUAUAGUAAAGUCAUGAUUGUUACAAUUUGGUAUUUGGAAAGCAUUCCACAUUUGAGCAGAUUUUGUAUUUUUUUUUUGUAUUUGUUGGAUAAGUAUUUAAACGAUAGUUUUGCUCAUUUUUGUUUGACACUUUAAUUCAUAUAAACUGUGAUUCUACUGUUAAAAAAAAAAGAAAGAAAUGGGGAAUGGUCUACUCUUGAU